AUGGCACAGGACUAUCAGAUAUUUAAUACUGAUAUCAUCAUUCUAGGAAUCUCCAGUCACAGCCCCAACCACAUCUUCCUCUUCUCUUUGGUGUUGGGCAUCUUCACAGUGGCCUUCACGGAAAACAGUGUCAUGGUUCUCCUCAUCUACCUGGAAACCCAACUCCACACACCCAUGUACUUCCUUGUCAGCCAACUGUCCCUCAUGGACCUCAUGCUCAUCUGCACCACUGUACCUAAGAUGGUUUUCAGCUACCUGUCAGCAAGUCCAUUUCUGUGGCAGGGUGUUACAGAAAUUUUCUUCUAUGCAUCAUUAAUAGGUUGUGAAUAUUUCCUGUUGGCAGUCAUGGCUUAUGACCGUUAUAUUGCUGUUUGCCACCCUCUAAGAUAAACUGAUCUUAUAAGUUCUAAAAUUUGUGGACUUAUGACUGUGUCUUUCUGGAUCCUAAGUUCUACUGAUGGUCUCAUUGAUGUUGUAGCUACACUUUCCUUCUCCUAUUGUGGGUUCAAGGAAAUAGCCAACUUCUGUGAUUUUCCUUCCAUGCUAAUCAUCUCAUGCAAUGAUACUUCAACAUUUGAAGAAGUUAUUUUCUACUGUUGUAUCGUAAUGAUUGUUUUCCCUGUAGCAAUCAUCAUUGCUUCCUAUGCUUGUUAUUCUGUCUGUCAUUUGCAUGGGUUCUGGAGAGGAUACCCACAAACUUUUGCCAGCUGUUCCUCUCACCUCAUGAUGGUCAUAAUGUACUAUGGAGCAAAUUUGUUCAUAUACAUGUCCACUUCAGACUGUUCUCCCACUCAGCAUAAAAUUGUUUCUGUUUUCUACACCAUCCUUACUCCCAUACUAAAUCCUGUCAUCUAUAGCCUCUGCAACGAAUAA
Messenger RNA from Prionailurus viverrinus (fishing cat), 873 nucleotides. Its product is annotated as olfactory receptor 2M3-like. NCBI's taxonomy places the organism in Eukaryota, Metazoa, Chordata, Mammalia, Carnivora, Felidae. Gene Ontology annotation, biological process: G protein-coupled receptor signaling pathway. Gene Ontology annotation, cellular component: membrane. Gene Ontology annotation, molecular function: G protein-coupled receptor activity; olfactory receptor activity. The record is from RefSeq and is a predicted model, not a curated record. The transcript has a single exon.